CAAUGGAGUCUGUUCUAGGUAACGCCAGAAGAGAAGAGUGCUUCUGUUCCAUCUCACUUUUGGCAUCAAAACCAUAAAUUCCCAAAUUUUGCUUCUUAUUUUGUCGACUACUCCUUUAAUCUUCACAUGGAACCAGGCAAAUCCCUGUGUUCUAGGGUUUAACCACCAAUUUUGAGAGUUAGCUGUAGGUUCUAUCCAUGUUUCUCCAUCGAAUUUAGGGUUAGGGUUUUGGGUUUUGGUCUGGAGUGUCAGAGGUUUAGAGGGGAGGGAGUUUGGGGUUGGGGGUGUUAGUGUGUUAUGGUACAGAGAUUGGAUAUGAUGAAGGCGCAGCCGCUGCAGGCGAGACCUUUUGAAGAUGGAGAGAAUACGAUGCGAAUGAACGGGGGAGGACUCCAGGGAGAGGAAAUUAAUGGGUUCCGUGAAGGAAUCAUGAAUGGGGUAAUUACUUCAGUGGACGACAGUAACGGUAGUCUUCUUCAGGCUAAUCGAACCAGUGAGCUCACCGUCGCAUUUGAAGGAGAGGUCUAUGUCUUCCCGGCGGUUACGCCUGAAAAGGUGCAAGCAGUUCUUUUACUGCUGGGAGGACCUGAUGCAUCAACUCAUUUGCCAAGCUCUGAGUUUCUACUACAAGAAAAGGUCAAGGUUGUAGGUGAUUCUUCACGAGGCUCUAAGCAUUCACGAAGAAUUGCUUCACUGGUAAGAUUCCGUGAAAAGCGAAAGGAGAGAUGCUUUGAAAAGAAAAUUCGGUAUACGUGCAGAAAAGAGGUUGCUCAGAGGAUGCAUCGUAAGAAUGGACAAUUUGCUUCGUCAAAGGAGGGUUACAAUGUGCCUACUGGUAGCUCGGAUCCAAGUGAUAGCACCCCUCCUGAAUCUGCUUCACGCAGAUGUCAACAUUGUGGGAUAAGUGAGAAGUUAACUCCAGCAAUGCGUCGAGGACCAGCAGGUCCCAGAACCCUUUGUAAUGCUUGUGGCCUUAUGUGGGCAAACAAGGGAACUCUAAGAGAUCUUUCAAAAGGUGGGAGGAAUGUUCAGUUUGAUCCAAAUGAACCGGAAACUCCAAUGGAUAUUAAGCCUUCAACCGCCGAACCAGAAAAUUCAGAUGCCAGUGAGGAUGAGCAGGGAAGCCCAGAAGAGACCAAGCCCGGACAUUUGAAUUCUGAAAAUCAUUUCAUGAGACCAAAUGGACAGGAUUUUGUAGAGACUGCUCAAGCAAUUCCUCACAAUUUGCUCCCCAUCCAAGUGCAGAAUUCCUCAGGAAAUCUGGAUGAUGAGGGCAUGCAGGAAACACUGGAUGAGUUUGCAAAUGCAUCAGGAUCAGAUUUUGACAUCCCAUCUCAUUUUGACGAGCAGGUUGACAUUGAUGACACCAACAUGGGGACUGGCUGGCCUGGGGCCUGAUAUCUUGCGAUGUGUAUGUGUAUGGAAAUGGUUUUGAUGACAUGUUUUACGCAGCAAAGUACUCUUGACUAACCAUAGAUUUCCGAGGCAUUUUAUGCCCACAAACAGUUCUCACCCAUGCAGCUGCCGAAGUUGCUGGACACAUCUUGUACCCUCUUUUUUUUUUUUUUGUUCGUUUAAAUGGUAAGUAGGUAUCAUGGUCCCCUACUCUUUGUAGCUUGUAUAAAGCCUGUAUAAUUUUAACUUUUAAAGGUCAUUAAGGUACAUUGGCUAUUCAGUAUCUGUUGUGCUGGCAUGACUGGAUGUAUAUGUUGAGGUACAUGGAGUAGGAUGCAGAAAGCCAAAAAUGAAGACAUGGGUUGUCUCGUUACUCAACUUUCUAUAGCAUUUAUGGGCUUUUCUAUCCCAAGCAGUAAUGAAUGUCUCAUUUUCACAGAAGGUAUGCUCGGAAUGGUUGAGUGCUGACCUUAACUCUUUAAAU
Rubroshorea leprosula is the source of this 1879-nucleotide messenger RNA. Lineage: Eukaryota; Viridiplantae; Streptophyta; Magnoliopsida; Malvales; Dipterocarpaceae. The record is from the annotation of a GenBank genome assembly.